Molecule: messenger RNA, 9925 nt
Organism: Rhodamnia argentea
Lineage: Eukaryota; Viridiplantae; Streptophyta; Magnoliopsida; Myrtales; Myrtaceae
Exons: 36
Coding region: 255-9794 (3179 amino acids)
Biological process (GO): protein targeting to vacuole; protein retention in Golgi apparatus
Cellular component (GO): extrinsic component of membrane
Source: RefSeq, a predicted model, not a curated record
CCCCGAAAAAUAGCAUACCGUCGUUACAGUCUCAUGGAUCGAAUCCCGUAGAAGAUAACGUUCAGUUUUCACGUUUGGUCCCACCAUUUGGCGAUCAGAGGAAGCCACACGCAAUCUGUAAAUCUUCCCGCUCAGGAAUGUUAGGGCGGCGCAUUUUCCCUUCCUUUCUCGGGAAAAUCUUCACUCCACUGCUCGCUUACCCGACUAUGGUCACAUAAACCCAUCGUCCGCCUCCUGAGCGAUCUUACUUCACCAUGUUCUUGGACAACACGAUUCGGCGGCGAGUGCUGUCUCCUCUUCAGCCAUGGCUGCGAGAGCAACCGGAGCUCCACCUGAGAGUCGGGAUCAUACGCUCUCAGGCCGUCGCCAGAAACCUCCGUUUCGACGUCUCUGCUCUGAAUGAGCUCAUUGGUGAUUGCUCUUAUAACUUCGUCUUCAAGGAAGUCACAAUCGAAGAGCUGAGGUUUCGUUUCUCGGCUUGGUCGGCCAAUGCGUUCACGAUUGACGUUCGCGGCGUUCACGUGAUGUUAUCGGCUGGUGAGUUGGAAGAGAGACGUGGAAGUGGCGUGGAUGGGUUGAGGGACUCGGCUUUGGAUGACUUGGAGAAGACGCUUUCUGAAAUUGAUCCUGAGGGCGCUGCUUUGCAUGAUGCUCUCAAAAAAUUAUUUGGUGCCAUUACUUCGACAAGUAGGAUAAAAAUGUCAAUGUUAAACCUCAUAUUGGCGCACUGUCAGCUUGGCAUACAUGAUAUACAUCUUGAAGUGCAGUUUCCCAUCAUUAGUGACUCCAUAUCGUGCUUGUUGGUGAUGAAGAAAUUCACUGCAGUCUCUCAAAUUCAUGAGCAGGGAAGUUUUGUUCGCGGCCUUGUUGGUUCUAUCUUCAUACCUUUGAAAGAGGGCUCUUUUACCAUCAAUUGCAGUAACUUUGAGAUUCGGUUGAAGAGGAAUGAUCUUUUCAAUAAUGUUUUCACCUGUGAAGUUCUGUCUAUGUGUGCUGAUUUGAAUAGACUUCAUGUGGUUCAUCUCCAUCUUUGCAUUCCAGAGUUAACUCUCUCUUUUUCUCCAGUUGAUAUUUCCUUUUUAUUAGCGUUUAGUAAAGCAUUUGCUAGAAAGUUGAUGCAUCAUAGAGAUGGUAAGCAACUAUGGAAACUGGCUGCUAGCAGAAUCAAGAAAGGAAAUUUUGCUCCAAUAUUGUCUUUGCAUAGGUUAAUAAGUGUUCUCACUCUGUGGCUGCGUUGUACACGGAUCUAUGAGCAUCUAUUGUUGCUACUUGGAUAUCCUGAUACUGAUUUACUAAAGGAAUCAUUGCAAAAGAUGUCUAUGGACAUAAAGUAUAGGAGCAAUGUACAGCAGCUCUGGCUAGAGAUCUCAGACAUUGAGAAAGAGCUUCCGCCUUAUGCCAUAGCACAAGCCAGGAGAGUGGUUCGAUGUAGAAUGCCAAAAGAGAAAACAGGGCAGAAUGCUUUUGCAGAAUCCUUUUUCACCCGCUGCUUUCAGAAGAUACGCAUUGUUCUUGCUUUAAUUUGGAAUGUGGUUUGUAGAGCGCUUCAAAAGGCCAUGAUCCUUGUUUUACAAAGGAAAAUACCACGUCACGAAUCAAAGAGCACUGCAUCUUCUGAUACUUGUAUAAGGAAGUGCUUUAUAUUCAACAUCGACAAAGUUGUAAUUACUGUUUGGCAAAUAAAUCAAGUUCAUGCUUCUCUUUCUCAAAAUAUAGUAUCACAUACUGGGAUUCCCGACUCAAGUUUUCUCUCAUUCCAUCUAUUGGUUGCUGCACUCUCAUUGAAGUAUAUCGAAGACAUCUUUCAGCAGUCUUCCUUCAUAUACUGUGGAAAUGUGAGUGUAUCAGCAAUACCUGUGGCAGAUGUUCCUGCAUGGGGAGUGACUUCAAAUUAUGAUAAGCGCCGCCUAAAUGGGCGUCACGAUGGGAGCCCUACUAGUGAGAAAAUCAUUAUUUGGAGUGAGCCGGCACAAAUUAGUGCCUCUUCAGAAGCUACUGAAAGUAAGGUCGCUGGUCUAGCAUCUGGUGACAGGACUAAGUUUCUGCAGAGAUGUCUGCAAGAGAUGUGGUUGAGUUGGCAGACGAAUCAGGGGAAGUCUGAAGAAAGCGCCAUGGAACCUCAAGAAAAUCCUUUCCUUUUAUGUGAGGUCAGCAGCUUUUUGGCAUAUCCAGGACGCGAAAAUAUUAUUUCUGGAUUUUGGAAAUACAAUUUGGCAGUUGGAAAGUUGAAUUUAUAUUUGGAUCACUCAUCAAUAGUCUCGGUAGCUUUGCUUCUGAGGCAUACACAACUUGCUCUUUUCUGCAGAGAGAAUGGUAGGGAAACUGGACUUUCUUAUCAUCCAAGCAACUCUUUGAAUCAACCAAAUGGCAAUUGGGAUGGUGAAUAUAGAAAAUUUUCCAUUCACAUGAAGAAGGCAUUGCUAAAAAUGCUUCCUGAGCAGCAUAUUGAGGUUGGAGCAUUCAUUACUGGCCCCAAUGUUCACGUUUCAUUUAGAAAGGGCAACUCAAGCCUGGGUGAUGACUCGUUGAGGCACGCAUUGAGUCAGAACCAGUAUCACAUAGACUUUGAUAUUCAUGAUAUUGAAUUCGCUCUUUCUCCUAGUUUAGAAUCUGAUAAAUCACUCAGAUGCCAAGUACACGGCGCUGUUGAAUCAGAGUGUGCUUUGAUGAUGGAGUCCCAAAAUCUUCAUCUUCCAACAGUGGGAGAUGAGAGACAUGUUUCCCACGUGUAUCUUUCACAUCAUCUGUUUUUCAGAGCUAAUGGUUUAAAUGCCUAUGUAGAAGAAUCGAUAGAGAAGAAACGAAGCCACGCUUUUGUACUGAAUCCACUGACGUUUCAGCUAUCUUCUUCUGGGGAAUACUUUCAUUUAUUUAGCAGAUCUGUCACUACUGUCUCUGCGGCUUUGUGUGGGAUGGCUUCUGGAUUUGUGGCAUUAGUACACAUGGAUGAGUUGUAUGUUCUCUCUCAGGUAGUUGUAGAUUUAUUUUCUGCAAUUUCUUAUACUUUAUCCACUACUUCUGCUGGCUGUAUACCUCUUCAAGAGCUGCAACAAUUUAUGAAGCAAGAUCUGGGGGCAGAUGGACAUAAUUUUUAUGAGAAUAGUAUAAAAGAAUCCGCUUCUGCAAAUAAUUGUGUGUUAUACAUGCUUAGAAGCACCUUCCAGUUCAACUCCAUGGAUUUAUUCAUUCAGAAAUCAAGAAUAUGCUAUAGUAUGGAUAAUCUUACAACAGCUUUUGAUGCUAUGAAGCUGGAUGAACAUGCUACCUUUGAUUCUGGCUUAUGGAUUGUUACCAAGCAAAUAUUUUUGGAGUUAUCAUGUGAAGAAGGGAAAUUGGAAGUUCUUCUCAAUCUAUCAGGGGUGCAUUUUGUCAUUUUCAGGCAUGAUAGCCAAAUAGAAACCACUAUUGAUGUGUCUCAGUUAAGGGAUGUGAUCCUACAGUCUCUUAAUUGCUUAUAUGAAACACGCCUUUCGAACUUGCUGUUUACUUCAUCGUUGAGUUCUCCCUGUCAAGACAUAGUGAGCGACGAACUUCUUUCCAUCUAUGGAGACAGCUGGUCAACGAUAUUGAGGAAUUUAUCAUUGAUGGUCGAGUCGAGAAGAUCAAGUCUGCGGUCAUUUAGUCUCAUUGACAAGUUGAAUUCUCCGUUGCAUUCCAUUGCUCCUGAACCAGGUCACUGGUUACUCAUAAAUAUUCAAGUUAGUCAAAUUUGGAUGGGAAAAUCCUCAAUGAAGUGUUUCUUUCUUGGGGCACACCAGAUGAAUGACCUACUCUUUUCAUUGUCUUUUGGGGGAAAUUUUCAGAGAAUUUCUUGUAAAAUACAGGGUGGUCUUCUGGUGAUUGAAACGGCAGCUUUGACUGUGUUCUUUGGUUAUUAUGCUUCCCUUCUACAUCAUGUGGAAGAUAUAUUGCUUGGUGUACAAUCACAUGAUAAGAACAUUGGAAAAAGUGAGCCUGGUGGAGACAUUAGAACUUUUAAUGACAAAAACAUCAUGGAUAGUGAUGAAGUUGUGCUCCAUUCAUCAUCCCGAACAAGAUUGGCACUCCUGGAACUUGAAGUCUUUUGCUUUGACAUAUCUCAGUUAUCCUUAGUUCUUGCGGCUGAAGAUAAAUCUGGUGCUAUUCGGGAACUCGUGAUUGAGGUUGAUAUAGGUUUGAACCUGGUAACAGAAACUAGGAGAAAAGAACUUGUUUUUGACUUCUCUCGUCUGUCAGUCCUUUCUCAAGUUCAUAAUCAAAACGUCGAUGGUGAGAAUCAUGUCCCUCAUUUUCCUUGUCUCUCAAGACAAAUGUCAUCCGGAAAUCCUACCAUGAGAUACGGAGGUGAAGAUGGUAUUGCUUCAGUUGAAAUUGAUACCUUGUCAGAAGACUUUCCAUCUUCAAGGCAUUCUGUUGCACAUAUCUCCUCAAUGAGGGUCUUCCGUUCAAGAGAUAAGAAGUUCAUUUUGAAGCAUUUUGGUGCUUUGAUACAUGUGGAGAAGGCCUACUGUGGUCCUGGGGACUUAGAUUACGCUUUGGUUGGUCGUGGUUCGAUUUCAGGAUUUGACAUGAACAUUUCCUUGUCUGAGAUACAGAUUUUCUUGUCAGCUGUUGGGGCCUUGCCUGGAGCAGCAACCAAGGGGACCACUGCUGGGUUACAACCGAGGCAUUGGUCCAACAACCAGAGACUGAAUAAAACUUUCGAGAAAAUUGUACCAGAUGGAGCAAUCGUCGCUAUUCAAGAUAUCGAUGAACACAUGUAUUUCACUGUUGAAGGUGAAAGAACUGAGUGCAAAUUAGUUGGUUCUAUUCAUUAUUCUCUUGUCGGAGAACAGGCUCUUUUCAGGGUCAACUACCACAGUCAAAGGAGGUGGAGGUCCUCUAUAUUGUGGUUCUCUUUAACAUCCCUGCAUGCGAAGGAUGAGUCUGGGAACCCAGUCCAAUUAGCAUAUCGUCAAGGUUCUGGUUUUGUUGAAGUCUCCAGCAGUAGUAAUGGUAGCUGGGCACUCUGGAGAGCAGAUCCCUGUAAAACUGACAAUUCUGAGAGUGAUAUUGAGAAGGAUGCUUACAAUCAGUUGGUCAAACAUACCUUUUACCUGGUAAACAAAAAAAAUGACAGUGCCAUUGCUUUUGUCAAUGGGGUUCCCGAGUUUGUGGGAAAACCUGGAAAUCGAUUCAAGUUUAAAGUGCUUCAACAUACUGCUUCAAGUGAUGAUCGUGCAAUGUUGGAUAUGGGGGGCUCUAUGGAUGUCUUGGGGAGGGAUCUGCAUGACAAUGAACACGUGCCUGAAGAGAGGAAGUCUAGAGUACUUCUUCCUAGGAUUGAUGUUAAAGUUGACAAGGUUUCUGUGACAAUUGUCCAUGAACUUUUGGGUACAGUGGAUACUAUUCCUCUCCUUCAAGGUCACAUUGUUGAUGCCCAGUUCACUGUGCAAAGUCUGCCUGUUAAAGUCAGAAUUAUGUGCACAUUUAGAGUUUUGCUAGAUUAUUUUGAUGCGCAGAAGAAUGCAUGGAGAGAGUUUAUGCACCCUGUUGAAGUAGGUGUAUACUACCGUUCCAGAUUACAGAUUCAUGGAUCAGAUAUUCUGAAGCAUGGACUUCCCAUCUCAUUUUUCUGCAAGAUAAAAGAGUUGAAUUUGUCUCUAACUGAGCUUUCGUUGGAUGUACUUCUCUUCGUGGUUGGAGAAUUGAAUAUAGGCGGCCCAUACACAGUUAGAACUGCCUUGGUUCUAUCCAACCUCUGCAAGGUGGAAAACCAGACAGGUGCUAAUGUUCUUUGUCAGUUCUAUGGCAACCAUACUUUAAAGUUAUCUGGGAAGCAGUCUGCUUCUGUAUACUUGAGAUGCCUUGGUGAUCAAGAUCCAGAAUGUGCAGCUGUUGUUUCAGUCCAACUUGCUUUAGGUUCAAAUACAACUUCUUCCAUACAUGUUUCAUACUUAGAAACUCAAGCAAUUGCAUGGAGGACACGGAUUGUGUCACCACAAGAUUCCAGGACUUAUCCAGGACCAUAUAUCAUAGUUGACGUUGUCCGGAAAUUUGAGGAUGGCUUAUCAAUUGUGGUUUCUCCUUUAACAAGAAUACAAAAUGAAACUGACUUCUCUGUGGAGCUUCAAUUUCAACGGCCUGAACAGGAGAGAGAUGGAUCUGCAUUGGUUUUGCUGAAGAAGGGGGAGACGAUGGAUGAUUCCACUGCCAUGUUUGAUGCAAUAAAGAUGUCUGGGGGAUCUAAAAAAGUGAUAACAUCAUUGAGUUUAGGGAACUUCUUAUUUUCUUUCAGACCAAAAAUUGAAGGUCUUUUGAAUCCUGAAGGGUCGCCAUCAGUGGCAUGGUCAGAUAAUAUUGAGGGUGGCAAGGCUAAACAUCUCUCUGGAGUUUUUGAUAAAUUGAGUUUUAGAGUGCGUAGGGCCUUCUCCAGCGGUUCAAUAAAGUAUUCAUUUAGCACAGCAUGUUGUAGAGUCAAAUUGAAUGGCUCAAAUAUCACGAAGCUACAUUUUCUGAUUCAAAGCUAUAGAAGAAGUGUGCCUGUUCAGCAGCCGGAUCAGUUAAAAGACAAGACCUCUGGAAGUUCACAUCUUACUUUGCAAGUGCAAAGAGACAUUGUUCUUCUUCCAACUGUCCAAGUUUCUAACUUAUUGCAGUCAGAUAUAGAUGUGUUUUUGACCAAUACAGAUCCAGGUGAAUACGUUGGCCGCCACAUUGGGAAUCAGGCAAUCUUAACAUGUGGUUCCACAGUCAACUUUUAUGCUGAUCCUUCCGAAAUAUAUUUCAACAUAACUCUGACUGCAUUUGGUUCGUGUUGCAAACCACUGAAAAGCAGCGACUGGGUGAAGAAAUUACUUAAGCAAAAAAAACACAGCAGAUUCUUGGACAUUGAUUUGGAUUUUGAUGGUGGAAAGUACUUUGCAUCUUUGCGAUUGUCUCGCGGACACAGGGGAAUCUUAGAGGCUGUUAUUUUCACACCAUAUUCCCUGAAGAAUGAGACGGACUUUUACCUUUACAUUUAUGGACUAAAACAGAAACCUCUAUAUAGGGAAGAAGCAAGGAAGGUUGGUUUCAAAAUUUCUCCUGACAGCGGACUAAUUUUGCCUCCAAAGUCAAGCGCAUCGUGGUAUUCCAAGUCUAACAAGGUUAGGGUAACUUUGUUGGAACUUGAUUCACAUGAGGCACUGCUGGAUUUAGAUGCUCUAUCAGGCCUUUCAGAAGUGAGAGUGGAAAUCGAGGAAGGGAAUAAGGUUAAAUAUUUCGCAAAGUUUGGGGUGCUUGUGCAGCCAACUUUGGGUAAAGUGGAUGUUCCUGCACAAUUGAUAACAAUUGUCCCGCGGUUUGUAGUAGUGAAUGAUUCUCAGGAAAACAUCAUUGUGCGCCAAUGCUACUUGGAGGAUGACAUGGCAGGCAUGAUUACUGUUAAGAGCAAGGAAAGAACAAUGUUGCAGCUGCGUAGUGGAAUCAGUGAAAGGAGUGAAUUCACUUUGUUCGAAAACUUCAUUAGAAAGCACCGAAAUACCAAUGAUGAUUCUAUGACAUAUGUCCAGUUCCAUUUAAAUGACCCUGAAUUUGGGUGGUCCGGACCUAUUUGUGUAGCUUCUCUUGGAUGCUUUUUUCUAAAGUUUAGAAGACAAGCAAAUCAAGUGCCUGCAACAAACAACACUCCACAGUACGCUAAUGUUCAUGUGAUAGAAGAAAGUUCUUCCCUCAUUUUGCAGUUUUAUAGACCUCCAAAUGUGGAACUUCCUUACAGGAUUGAAAAUCAUUUGCGUGAUUCUUUGCUCACUUACUAUCAGAAGGAAACCUCAGACCCUGAGGUUCUUCAACCUGAACACAGCAUUGAUUAUGUCUGGGAUGAUUUGACUCUUCCACGUAGACUCCUUGUGCAGAUAACUGGUAUGCAUCUAAUACGUGAAAUUAACUUGGAUAAAGUUCGGGAGUGGAAGCCUUUCAUUAAGGUCCAGAAGCAUGAAAGGCUAUCAUCUCGUUUACAUCGAGACAAGAAAUUACGAGAUGAUAAAAGUAAGUAUGGUGGAUACAAGGACAUGGUUGAGAUUGGAUAUGAAGUAUAUGCAGAUGGUUCUACCAGAGUCCUACGUUUUUGUGAGGCAUCAAACAGUCAGAAGGGAUAUUUGCGAUUCUAUUCACGUGAGAAGAUUCGAUUGAGAGUUCCUUGUUUCACGAUCCAUGUGCUUGAAACUAAGGAUGGAGAUGAGAGUGGAACAUCUGUUUUUACACCUGUUCUUAAUUCAAGACUUGUGAAUAUUAGCAUGGAUGCUGUGUUUACUGAUCUUCAUAGGUAUAUCCAGACAACUGUACAGUCCGUAGAUAUGGAACCAAAGUGGUCAGGAACACCCUUUGCAGCAAUUCUUAGGAGACAUCACUCAGAGUAUGACGACACAGCUGACUGCAUGCUAAAAGUCGCCCUUGUCCUAAGCUCCUCCACUUCAAACGUUAAACAAGUCAAAUAUUCAUCCAUUGUGCUGCAGCCAAUUGAUUUGAACAUUGAUGAGGAGACACUAAUGAGAAUUGCCCCUUUUUGGAGAUCAUCUCUUAAUGAAUCAAAAAGUGCUUCUCAACAGUACUACUUUGAUAAUUUUGAAAUCCACCCAAUAAAGAUUACUGCCAACUUUCUUCCUGGAGAUUCAUAUUCAAGUUAUGGUUCCAGUCAGGAGACUUUAAGAUCUCUUAUACACAGUGUGAUAAAGGUUCCUCCCAUGAAAAAUGUGGUUGUGGAGCUUAAUGGUGUCUUGGUUACUCAUGCCUUAAUUACCAUACGUGAGUUGUGCAUUAGAUGUGCACAGCAUUAUUCAUGGUAUGCCAUGAGGGCUAUCUACAUAGCAAAAGGAAGCCAACUACUUCCACCAGGUUUUGCAUCAAUUUUUGAUGAUUUGGCUUCAUCAUCCCUUGACGUCUUCUUUGAUCCAUCCCACGGUUUGAUGAAGCUUCCAGGCUUCACUUCAGAUACCUUCAAAUUGAUUAGUAAAAGCAUCGGUGGGAAAGGAUUCUCAGGGACAAGACGCUACUUUGGCGACUUAGGAAAGACUCUGAGAACAGCAGGAUCAAAUGUGCUAUUUGCUGCAGUCACUGAAAUAUCAGAUUCUGUUCUUAGGGGAGCAGAAACAAGUGGAUUUGAUGGAAUGAUUAAGGGUUUUCACCAAGGAAUACUGAAUCUGGCUAUGGAGCCAUCAGUUUUGGGUAGUGCUUUAUUGGAAGGUGGCCCAGAUAGAACGAUAAAGCUUGAGCAAAGUCCCGGAGUGGAUGAGUUAUAUAUAGAGGGGUACCUGCAAGCUAUGUUGGAUACUAUCUACAAACAGGAAUAUCUAAGAGUGAGAGUUAUCGACAAUCAGGUUGUCCUAAAGAACCUGCCUCCUAGCAGCUCACUUAUAGAGGAGAUCAUGGACCGAGUGAGAGGGUUCCUUGUAAGCAAAGCCCUGUUAAAAGGAGAUCCUUCCACUACUUCUCGCCCUUUACGCCAUCUCCGAGGAGAAAGUCAAUGGAAAAUUGGACCAACAGUAAUGACAUUGUGCGAGCACCUCUUUGUGAGCUUUGCAAUCCGCGUGCUGAAAAACCAAGCCAGGAGACAUACAGCCAACAUCAAGCUCAAAAUGUUGAAACAACCUGAUCACGAAGGCAAUCUUCCCGCCAAAGACGCCGAAGAACAGCCGAAGGUGCGGUUCACUUGGAGAUGGGGCAUAGGCAAUUUUGUGGUGUCAGGAAUCCUAGCCUAUGUUGAUGGUCGGCUUUGCCGGUGUAUUCCAAAUCCCAUAGCUCGUAGGAUUGUGAGUGGCUUUUUAUUGAGUUUCCUCGACAAAGAUGAUACCAGAUGAAAUGCAAAGUUGCGUAUGAUGUAUGCAUGCUCAGUAGCAUUUUCUUUGCAGAUGAUCUGGGCAUACGUAGCCUUAAAAGAAAAUUGUAGUAGCUUGCCUCAGACUAUCCCAUUGACUGAAUUAUAUGCGAC